CGCUAAAUCAGCUACCAUCUUGUUCUAGUGGAUCUCGUUGGUUAAAGAGUGGAAAUUGGAAGAACCCUAACGAUUUCAGUCAUCACUCCAACGGACACUCGCUUUCGCAGUUAGCGGCUCUCUCAUUUCCCCGCCUGCCAGGUCCUAAAGCGCGCGCCUUUCCGCCAUAGACGAGCUCUGCAAGCUGUGAUACACUUCUGGUAUAUAAAAAAAAAUCUCUUCUUGCUUCACUUCCAUCUCCUUAGCUGUUGAUUUUUUCGACAAUGGUUUUUCGUAUCUUUUCCCUUUCUCCCUUGUAGGCAGAAGAUGACGACUUCCAGACAAGGUGUUACUCUGAUGUGUUACUGGAACGGGAGGAUGGCAAAUGGACCAAACGGGAUACUGUACGAAGGAGCUACACCGAAGCCCAUUAGGGUCGGCUGCGAGAUGAAGUACGAGGAAUUGCUCGACAAGAUUUACAUAAUCACAGGAUUCGACAAGCUGCAGUUUGCUCUGAAGAUCAUUUGUCGGUAUCCAGCUUGCAGAGAAUUCAUACCAGUCCCCAUAGAGGACAACGAGUCGAUAGAUAUUGUUUUCGAUGUCGCUCGGCAGCCCGAAACUAACUGCUUGGAACUGUAUGUGGAGAAAGUGCCAAUCACUACAGACGACCAAGCAAAUGCCAGUGCUGAGGCACUGCUGCAAGUGAAUGAUGAAGUUGGAGUGUUCUCUGAGGAUAAUCAGUUAUUAAGUGGUGAUGCUAUGGCGAUAGAAGUUGAUGAGCAAGCACUCGUUGGAGCAUUAGAUUGCAGUUAUGGUGUAGCUUCAGUUGAGACCAAUGAGAAUGGGCUACAACAUGUUGAUAAUCACAGAGUAGAGAGCCGUGCUUCAAAGGGUACUGCUGGCAGAUCAAGGGAUGUCAAGAAACAAAGACCAGCAGAAGCAGUCGAAUGGAAUGCUGGUGCUUAUAGCUUUUUGGAUCCUGGGCCAAUCGACAAAUCCGUGCUUGUGUUACAGGGCCAACAUAGAUCUGAAGCUAUAUGGAAUGGGCAAGACCCUGGUGUAGUGAAAUGCAGACAGAUGUCUGGUUCAAUGAUGCGAGACUGGAAAUUUGAUCCACGUCUUCGUCCGUAUUUGAUCCAAUCCGGAUUCCACGAGUUUCAUAAGCUUGGGUUUAUCCCACUAGAUUGGCCUUUGCUGACUGCAUUAGUCGAACGAUGGAGACAGGAGACACACACCUUCCAUUUACCAGUUGGGGAGAGCACCAUAACCCUACAGGAUGUUGCAGUGCUGCUAGGUCUUAGGGUACAUGGUCCUGCUGUGACAGGCAAAAGUGACCUUCAGUGGGAUGAACUCUGUGAAGAGUUGUUGGGAGUUAAACCAGAUCCAGGCGUUCUUCAUGGUUCAACCGUCAAGCUCAGCUGGUUAAGAACCCACUUAAGGGAGCCUCCACCUGAUGCUGAUGAAGAAACAUUACUGCGUUAUGCUAGGGCGUACCUUCUAGGGUUGAUUAGUGGCGUUCUUUUCACAGAUAAGUCUGGAUCAGCCAUCCAGCUGAAAUUCCUUCCUCUGCUGAGGGACUUAUCAUGUACUGGACAGUUAAGCUGGGGCAGUGCCACGUUGGCGUUUCUUUAUCGGGAACUCUGUCGUGCUAGUAAGACAGGUGCUAGUGAGAUGUCUGGCCCUCUUAUUCUGUUGCAGUUAUGGGCAUGGGAGCACUGGCAUUUUGGCCGUCCUGAGAAAUUCGGUGUGCAGAUGCACACUGCAUCUGCUUCUGAAAGCAAGGUAUUAGGUGAGGAGCUGUCUGUUGCUGCGGCUGCCAGAAUCAAUGAGGAUCCAUUAUCGCCUGGUCCAUUAGGAUCUAGGUGGAGGUCUCCUGUGAUUCGCAGAGAUAACCCAAUCAGAGCAUUAUUCUUGUAUCGAGACCAAAUCGAUCAACAAACAGAAGAUCAGAUGAUAUGGCAGCCAUACACAUCUGAACUACUAGCCACACUACCUGAUAUAUGCUUAAGAGAUCAGCAAGUCUGGCGAACAGUUGCUCCUCUCAUUUGCUUUGACAUUAUAGAAUGGCACCACCCUGAACGAGCUUUACGCCAGUUUGGUCUCCGGCAAGGGAUUCCUGAGCACUGUGAUACGGACUCCAAACUGCAUGCAAUCGAUAGACGAGGAAAGCAUACCCAUGACUGGGAGCAUUACCAUCGACGGUAUCUCGAUCUAUGGGAAGCUCGUGAGGCCACCAUUGUUGGCGGGGAGCCGGAAGAAGGACCCAUGCAGUAUCAUGAUCCUUACAUGGAGUGGUACAGGAGAAUUACUCGUCGCCUCAUAACCCCCUUAACUCAAAGAUCGCACAAGUGCUUUCAGCCUGCUAGUGGAACAUCCCAUUUACUAGUUCAGAGUUUGACAAACAUCCAUUCCCAGUGCACCAAUGCUCUCGACUCCUUUUCGAGCGACGAAGCAAUGCGAACCCUGCAAGGUAUUCAGGCCGUGUGCAACCGUGUAUUGGAGUUGAUUGGUGAGACUCGACAUCUUCAGUUAAGACCUACAGACGAGGAGACUACAACUACUAGUACUACUUACUCAAGGCCACCAUCUACAGCAGACAGAGCUUCGCAGCGGAACUAUGAGAAACCUGGACCUUCUUCAUUAGCAUCAGUAAAAGCUAAAAGAUCGAAGAAUGAGUCUUCGAAAAGGCGAGGGAGAAGCAAAGACGACGACAAUAGUGGCCAGGAUGCCCAAGCGGAAGCAGAAGCAACAACAGUGACAUUCGUAGUGCAUGAUGUGAAGAAUGGAGUGGAGGAUGAAUCACAGUGCAUGAGUUCAGAAGAAUCUCCAGCAAAUUCAGAGGCAGCUGUGGCUUCGCUAAAGAUUGACUCAAACGAGUUGCUUCAGCCACAAGAAACUGAGUCCGGACCCAGAAGUGAUACUUGCACUCCAAAUAAGAAGAGAAAGUCUGAAAACUGCAAUGGUGAAACAUAGGCUAUAUAUGUUGAUUCCUUUCAAACUAUGUUUCUGUCACUGAGCUGAAUUACUCCCAUGUAUCAUGUGGAAGAAAUUUUAAAAUUUGGCCAUAAAGGUCCCUGUUGCUGUGUUACACUACAAUCCUCAAAAGUAUAAGGAGCCCAUAAUAAAAAAGGAAAGGUAUGAGGACCACAACUGGAAAAAGAAAAGAAGGAAAAGAAA
Messenger RNA from Linum trigynum, 3156 nucleotides. The record is from the annotation of a GenBank genome assembly. NCBI's taxonomy places the organism in Eukaryota, Viridiplantae, Streptophyta, Magnoliopsida, Malpighiales, Linaceae.